AUGCAGAAAUCAACGUCGUCGGGGUCCAUUUUAAAUAAUGACUCUAGAUCUCCACCAAGGUUGAUCACCAGCAGUAAUAGAACUAUCUAUACAGCUGGUCGUCCACCUUGGUAUAACGCUGCUGGACAAUUUGAACAAGCUUUCGUAAUAGGUUUAUGUGGAGGCAGUGCAUCUGGGAAAACUUCUCUGGCAAGAAAGAUUAUAGAAUCACUAAAUGUGCCUUGGGUGACAAUGCUUUCAAUGGAUGCUUUCUACAAGGUCUUAUCAGAAGAAAAGCAUCUUUUAGCAAAUCAAAAUGAAUACAACUUCGAUUGUCCAGAUGCAAUCGAUUACGAUGUUGCUGUAUCUACCUUAAGAAAAUUAAAGGAAGGAAAGCAAGUUGAGAUUCCAGUAUAUGACUUUACAACACAUACGCGACUCGAAGAAACGAAAACUGUUUAUGGUGCCAAUGUGAUUAUUUUUGAAGGAAUUGUAUCGUUUUGUAACAAAGAAUUAUUAGAAUUGAUGGAUAUGAAGAUAUUCGUAGAUGCUGAUUCCGAUAUAAGACUAGCAAGAAGGUUAAGGCGUGAUAUCUAUGAAAGAGGGAGAGAUUUGGAAGGAAUCCUUAAGCAGUAUCAUAAAUCUGUUAAGCCGUCUUAUGAAGAGUAUAUUGCUCCAUCGCGAAAGUUUGCGGAUAUUGUUGUCCCUCGUGGCUCAGAAAAUGACGUAGCUAUAGAUCUUAUAGUCCAUCAUGUUAACAAACAGUUAGCAAAGGUAUGGAGGGAAAUCUGUUGGGCUGAAUUAAAAUGUGCACACCGUGGUCAGCCAUUACCAAGUAGUUUAUACAUUGUGGAAAAAUCCCCUCAAGUAACAGGCAUUCAUACAAAAAUUAGGUCGAAGGAAACAAAUCGGGACGACUUUAUUUUCUACUCUAAGAGGCUAAUGAGACUUUUAUUUGAGUACACAUUAUCUCUGUUACCAUUUGAUAAUAUUACUGUACAGACUCCCUAUGGUACUCCGUAUGUAGGGAAAAGAUUUAAUGGUAGCAUAUGUGGUGUUUCUAUCUUACGUGCUGGGGAAACCAUGGAAGCAGCUUUAUGUUCAAUCUGUAAGGACGUUCGUGUUGGUAAGAUUUUAAUUCAAACCAAUGAAGAAACUGAUGAGCCGGAGUUGCACUAUUUACAACUUCCAAAGAAUAUUGAUAGGGAUUAUGUUAUUUUAAUGGAUGCAACCUUGGCUACUGGAGCGGCAGCUCUUAUGGCCAUUAGAGUUUUAUUGGAUCAUGAAGUACAAGAAGAAAAGAUAUUCUUUGUAUCCAUGAUUGCUGCAGAAUCCGGCACUCAUACUAUUGCCUACGCAUUUCCGAAAGUGAAGAUCGUUACGACCGCUGUCGAUCCUGAAUUAAACGAUUAUUUUCAUAUUCUGCCUGGGAUAGGGAACUUUGGUGACAGAUUCUUUGGUACUUAA
Messenger RNA from Trichoplax adhaerens, 1446 nucleotides. RefSeq lists its product as uncharacterized. NCBI's taxonomy places the organism in Eukaryota, Metazoa, Placozoa, Uniplacotomia, Trichoplacea, Trichoplacidae. The record is from RefSeq and is a predicted model, not a curated record. The transcript is spliced from 18 exons. Gene Ontology annotation, molecular function: kinase activity; ATP binding. The coding region runs from base 1 to 1446 and encodes 481 amino acids. Gene Ontology annotation, cellular component: cytoplasm.